ACUAGAUCUAGUCUAGGUCUAGAUCUAGAUCUAGGCCUACUUAUAUUUAAUAAUCAACACUGAACUGAAUGAUUCAUCAGAAAAUUGAAGUUGUCAAAUAAUGUACAAUUUUAUGAACAUUAUUUUGUGGAAGAUCAUCUUUCAUUUUCCUGUAGAUCUAGAAGUCUAGAUUUCAAAAAGUGAGACAAUUUGUCUUGCCCAUUGCCAUGUUAAGGAUUUUGCCCUUUCAUUUUCUACAGGACUUUGAAAUUCAAACACUCUAAAAAAAUGUUGGGCAAGUGCCCAAUUUUUACCCAACAUGAGGGCACUUAUGUGUCCGACUAACUAUUGGGUAAAUUAAAGAUUUUGCAUGAUUUACCCAGUGUUGGAUGAAAAGAAAAUACCCAACUUUUAACCAACAAAAUUUACCCCAAUAGGAAAUUCACCCAAUUCUCACCAUAAUGUGUAGUAUAUUCGACACUAGUUGGGCAAAUUAUUUCAUCAGUAACAUGGUUGGUAGAAAAUAACCCAAUUAUUGGACAAAAAUGACCAACUUUAAUUUGCCCAAAAAUAUUACCCAAUUAUUUCAUCGGUAACUACAUGGUUGGUAGAAAAUAACCCAAUUGUUGGACAAAAUUUGCCCAACAUCAGUUUUACCAAGUAACACCUACCCAACUUAUUUCUGACCUUUUAUUAGGUAACUUCAUACAGUAAAUGGUUGGGAGAAAUUAUUUGACAAAAACGCGCCAAACUUUGAUUUGCCCAGUAACAUCUGCCUAACUUUGUUUUACAGAGCAUAGACUCUACAUCCUCUUGGUUUUAAAUGGGGCUAUUAAUUAUGUGCUAUUGCGAUAUUCCUUGUCAUAACUAAAAGGCAGUUGACCCACAUUUUAGCCCAUAUUAAUAGCCUAAUUCAAAACCAAGAGGCUGUGGUGGUUUUCGAAAUUGCAGUGACCUCGCUGUAGUACACGAAUGGGCACAAUUUUUAACAUGGGUACAUUUUUUCUCAUUUAAAAAAAUCUUUUUCUGAAAAUAAUUUUUAAAUAUGGAAAAAUUACAGAUGCUUAAGCCACCAAAUUAUGCCCACAAAAUUGUACACUAUUUUACUACAUGUCCAGAUUUCAAUGAAAUCAUUAGAACCGAUGGACGGAUUACCAUCCAAACUUGGGACAUGUACAUGUAUCUUGCAAGUUGCAAAGCCAACGAACUGAUUCGAUUUUGGGAUGGAGGUGCACAUGGAGGAAGGACAUUCGUUAGUACAGGAUUAACUGUCCUAUUUUGCUUCAUAUCAGUGAAAUGUUCCAGCACAUGCAUUUUUUUUAAUGUUUCACACCACUGAACAAUAAGCUGUACAAAAGAAUUAUUAAACACCACAAAUUAUCUUUUCUAGGAUAAACAAUUGUCAGUUGCCUCUAUUCAAGGUAACACACUAUAAUUUAUAUAUGGUUGUAUGGUACUGUAAGUGGCCUGUGAAAGGCUUGAGUGCUAGACUUUUUGAGAAACCCUGGUCAGAUAAAGCUAGGUUAUUUGUCAUACUAAAGCUGAGAAACAUGGCUACUAAUGCAGACAAUAUCAUGGCAGCCGCAAAAGGUUGAACAAAACAAUUACCGGUAUGGCAGUUUAAAGUUGAAGUAAUAGGCAUGACAGUGCACAUGGAGAAGACACAUAUGAUUAUCAAUGAAUUAGUAAUGUUAAUUAACCAAUCAGCAUAUAUUGACCGCUAUGCUAACUCUCAAAUCAUUCUGAUUCAUUUGGUAAGUUGAAUGACUUUCUUUGAAAUCAAAUUCAUUGCUGAUGCAACUAAUCUUUAUACUUUAAAUAGGCCCCUACAUUGUUAAAAAUUAGGCACAAUUUGACUAAACUAAGGUGAUUACUAGUAUGACUUUAGAAAAGGUUUCCAUUCUUAAUUUGAUUGUGUGGAUGUUAGUAACAUCACCUGAAAAUAAAUAGCAAUUAGUUGAUACAAUUCGCUAGUAUGAUCUAAAAGUAAGUUUUCUAUACGAAGACCAAAUUUUCGAGAAAAUCGCAUUUGAAAAUUCAGAUUUUCAUAGACUCUUGUGGAAUAACAAAAAACAUUGAUUAUGCGAUUUAUUCAAAAUGGAAGAUAUUUUAGCUGGAACAUGAGCAAAUGUUUACAGCUUAUCAUUAUCUAAAACAUAUACUUUUGUUUAAUUUGCGCAACCAUACGUGUGUUUGUGGUAUUAUAUGAAAACAAUCAGUUUAUGCUGCACUAAGCCUUAUUUAUCAAUCUCUCCCUCUUCUUCUCCAGAAAAUGAAGUUGAUGUGGAAACCCUUCCCCUUCUAAGUGAAAGUAUAAUCACAUCCUUCAUACCCAAGAUUGGACCUCGAUUGAAGUUUCUCGCUGGGUGGCGUGCAGAGGUAGGCCCUAGAUGUGGCACAAUAUCUCACUAUGGAUAGUUACAGAUGCUUUCAGUGUCUUGAUUUAAUUAGGGGGGAUAUUUCUUGCCUAUUCCAUCAUUUAAAAUACACACAUACAACAACCAGGGGGAAAAAUGUAAGUAUAACAUGCAUGCAAGGGGCAUGUAGACUAACAUUUCGUACAUUAUCGGGAUAUAGAAAACAUCUCAUUUCAAAGCACGCUGCACGGAUAAAGACGUCAAGCACAACUACAAAAGCAGUUCCAGAUCACCAAAGUGAAACCUGUUAUGAAGGAUCUGUUCUAGGAAAGAAUAACAACACUGAAGGGAAUUUGGAACAACUGCACCAGGAAAAGGCAUUGUUUGUUGGAGAAAGCAGUGAGCAGGAAGAUGUCUCUUUUGAAACGCAAACAGAGAGACUACCUGAUAUUGCAGCAAAGUUUGUAGCAGAACUCAGGGCAAGGACUAAUGUGCCUGCUUCACACACCAACAAGGUCAUUCAAACCGCACAAGAUUUGGUUAUUUCUGUGUUACAAACUGUGCAACAGGAUGUGAUGGAUAUCUUAAGUGAGCCACAAUAUGCAGCUAACAGUGAGCUGAGAUCUGAUAUACAAGAUGUAUUCGAGAAUUCAAAGAAUCCAUUUUCAGAGCUCAUGUCAGAUACUCAACAGAAAAAAUAUUUCUCUGAGAAAGGUGAUUUCAUUCAGCCUUGUGAGGUGUUGUUGGGAACUUGCUUAAAACCAAAAAUUGAUCAAAAGACAGGUGAUCCACUGCAAAGCACACAAAAAGAAACCUUUCAAUAUAUACCACUAGCUGACACUAUUAAACAAUACUUAGAGCGACCAGGAGUAAUGAACGCCAUACUGUCUCAAAAAGGAUCAAAAGAUAAUGAUGUUUUGUAUUCAUUCAAAGAUGGUCACUAUUAUAAAAGGCAGGAAGCUACUGCUAGACAAGACUGUGAAUUCUUAGUGCCUCUGUUGUUGUACAAUGAUGAGUUUGAGACAGCCAAUCCGCUUGGGUCAAAACGCGGCAAACACAAGGUAAGUGCCUUUUAUACAAGUGUGUUAUCCCUUCCCAGGAAAUACCAGGCUAGGCUAGAAAAUAUCAUGCUCACAGCUAUGAUCACAUCUCCGCUUUUGAGUAAAUAUGGCAUCUCAGAAGUUUUGAAGGUAAUCAAGGAUGAUCUGCAGCAGAUGUGGACUGAUGGACUCACUAUCAAGUGCAAAGAGUUUGAGGGUAGGGUCAAACCCUACUUAUUCCAAGUUGUAGGGGACAAUCUUGGCAUUCAUGCCAUGCUGGGAUGUACAACCUGUUUCCGUGCCAACUAUUACUGUAGAUUCUGUAGAGGCCAUCGCUCGUUGCUUCAGAAACAGCCAAAAGAGGAUGCCCAAUAUCUCCGUGAUGAAAUAAACUAUGAUACAGAUCUUCAAAAGCCCUUGUCAGAAUCUGGCUUGAAGCAUGCAACAGUUUUGAAUGAAUUGCCUUACUACCAUUCCACCCAAAACUUAUGUCCAGAUGUAAUGCAUGAUUUUACAGAGGGAGUCUUGCCCCUGGAAAUGCACCUUGUUUUGAGUAAACUUGUUCAGAAGGGUUUCAUAACACUGGAUGAGGUGAACAGUAGAAUAUCCUCAUUCAAUUUUGGCUUUGUGGACCGCAAAAACAGACCAAGCCCAAUCAGGCAGGCAUCACUGAAGAAUCCAUAUUCUGCCAGUGGACAGACAUCAGCACAGAUGACGUGCCUUGCAUACAACAUCCCUCUCAUGUUAGGAGACAAGAUUGAUGAGAUGUGUGAUGAGUGGGAACUCUUACUGUCAAUCAUUGACAUCUUCAAAAUCAUUAUGAGUCCCAGUAUCAGUAAGUCUGCCAUCUAUGUCCUGAAGGCAAUGAUUGAUGAUCACCACAGGCUCUUCAUGCAGCUCUUCCCUGAAGCUAGUCUAACUCCGAAGCAGCACUUUCUUGUGCAUUACCCACGUGCACUGAAACACCUUGGGCCACUGACCCAGUAUUCAGCAUUGCGUUUUGAAGCAAUGCACAGACCUUUCAAGCAGAUUGCCAGUGUAUCUUGCAACUACCAAAACAUUGUCAAAACAUUGGCUAACAGAUACCAAAUGGCACGGUGCUACAGGUCAGUAUCAAAUCAGUCACUGGAUAGCCAAGAUAUCAAUGUGUCACAGCAAGCUGCAGCAAUGCUUGGUGAUCUACUUGAUGAUGAGGCACUUUGCAAAAAAAUUAACUGUGGAAGGGGAACCGAAGUUACAGUUGCUGGGAAAGUGGACAUUCAUGGAUAUGAGUUCCGGGCAGGUGUUGAUGUACUUCUAUAUUGGACUGAUGAUGAUGGACCCACGUUUGGACGUGUUCAGCAUAUUGUAGUGGUGCAAGAAAAGUUGUAUCUGCUCCUUCGGCUGUAUCAGACCUUGUACUUCAACAGACAUGUUGAAGCAUUUGCAGUACAGGUGGGCAGAGAGGAAUCACAAGCUGCUGUUGAAUGGUGUGACCUGUUUGAUCACAGGCCAGUCAAUGCUGUCCAGUCCUAUAGUGGAAGAGGGCGCUGCUUGUAUAUUGUGGUGCACCAUUCAUUCAUCUAGGAACAAGAAGGUACGUGUAGGCAACCCGUUGCAAGCAAGUGAUAUAUUUUUACAACUAGACAUUACAGGUGCACUUGCAAAUUUUGUCUUAGAGAACAGAACCAAAACAAAGCAAAAGAAAGAAACUGUUAUUCCAAUUACAAUUAUAUCUAUGAAUCAGUUCUUAGUGUAUCAUUCUACACAUUUUGAUUGAAAAAAUAGCUAAGAAGCUAACCUUGAUCGAUCUGUACUGACUUGCUAACAAAUUUGAUUAUUCCAAUGACAAUUUUUACAGUAAAUAUCUGGUUUGAAUUUUUUAACUCGUUAUUAACUUCAUUGUUUCUGUAUCUGAAAAUGUGUCUGUUAUAUUUGCAUUCAUUCAUAUUAUGUUGUAAUUUCUUAAAUGUACCAUGACUCAUGCCAAGUUUUUCUAGCAUAUGUACUUCAUUGAGGCCCCGGAAAUGUGCUAUUUUUUACCAAUGCAUGUUCCUGCCUAAAGUGAAAGUUCCUAACUGGAUAUUAUUAUAUUAUAGAUGUACUGAAGAAGCUUCGGCUCAUGAGUGACCACUUUUCAAUUAUGGGUUUGCUUUAAAUAGGACAAGGGUACAGAAACAGUGAGAAUGAUUUUCCCCUUCAAGGAAUAAACUUGAUACUAAAGUCUAACCUGGGGCUGUUUGUGUCAUUAAUAAUGUAAAGAAUAAUCAGUCAUUUACAUGUACAUUGAAAGUUCAAUUAUUUUUCAUUUAUUUAUUGUAGUAUCAUGCUGCAAAUCAACAAAGCAUGGAACAAGCAUCAACGUCGACAAGAAGCCCAUCAGUGUUCUCCUUAGAUGACUGCUCAGAUCUCUCUUGUGUAACAGGAAGUGAGUGGAGUCCCAGACAAAGCCCUUCCCAGCCCAGUUUGGAUACGCCACUUUACGACUCCCCAGAAUCCAAGAGUCCUGAUCAACAUCCUCCCCUGAAACGGGUCAAGAAAGUGCAUUUCAACAUUGCUUGUAUAUUGAGAGAGACCACCAUGGGAAGAGCAGCAUUAAGGAACAUCAAUGCUACAAAUCUCUGCAGCAAAAGGGACCGGCAUACUGUUGUGGAUAUGUUGACUCAGUACCUGAUACGGGAGUAUGGUACCAAGCCAAGCUCAUUUGUGAAGGCAUCAAUGGCCCAUGCCAUUGUGACAAGCUUUCCUUUCUUAAAAGAUCCAGAAUCUCCACUUGGCAAUGUAAGUCCUGUCCAUGAAUUGCUUUCCUUAAUGUGACCUCAGGUAUGGCUCAGAUCACCACUUUUUUCUGGACUGAUUUAUGGAUUGAUUCUUACCACAGCGGGCAUUUAUUACUUGGAGGUGCCUUAAUUCUUAGGUUGUCCAUCCAUACCUCCAUCUGUCCCUACCCCACAGACCCCAUUUACAAGAAAGUGAAAUUUUAUGAGAAGUUUCUGUUUGAGCCAGAAGCAAUAAGCUACUUUAAGGUCUAAAUCAAAUAAAUUAUGUGUUUAUGCAAUAACUUUUGGAAUACUGGAUCAUAUUAUUUUGUGUAACUUGCUAUGAAGCUUCCUCAAUUUUGUUAUUCUUGUAUUUAUUAUAUUGGAGAUGCUCAAUCAAUUGCAUGUUGUAUCACAUUAUCACAAGCAUUGUAAGAGCAUCUCUGGCAAUAGUAAAUUUGACAGUAGACAGGCCUGAAAAGCUUACAAAUAAUGAAAAGCUAAUAUGGCAUCAAUCACUAAAUCGUGCAAUAUUUUUGUUUAUUUUUACCACUUGUUUAUAAGUUAUAUUAUCCAGUAAUGACACAUCUCUUAAUAUUUAGACUUUUGUCUGCAUGCCAUUGAGUAAUGGAUAUUCACAGAAUUAUCCAUCAUUCACUUUGUUUUUGCAAUGACUUGAUGACAUUGCUGGAAUAUAACAGUGUGCAGUUAGAAAUAGGUACUUAAGAGGACAAACCUUGUUAUUGCAAACACUGACAUAUGUAACAAAAUAUGUAAAUGUACAGUUUACACUGGAAUUUUAUUGUGCUUUUAUUUGAUUAUUAUUAAUGUUUAACAAAUGUUGUUGAGCAUUACUGUUUUUGAAGUUGAAUUAUGAAGGAAUUUUAAUUUAUUUGAGCAGGAGGCCUGGUACUGCGUGGGGGCCAAGGGACGGCCAGCAACAGGCUACCUGGAGGAGCAUCUGAGGUAUGUCAGAAAAAAGGAGAAGUCCCUGAGGGUACCAGUAGCUGAAGACGAGGCAGAGUCUCAAAAGCAAGGUAUUCUGGCUACUUUUUCAUAUAGUUAAAGUUUUGAGUUAUUCAGAUCCGUCUGAUGAAGUCAUGCUGUGCCAUAACAAACUGGUGGGGCAUGAGCAAUGCCAACUAAAACCCCCCUUCCAAUACAAUCAUCAAAAACUUGUUGAUACAUGCUAAUUGUUGAUUGUUCUGUUGCAUUAUAUCCAGGAGAUACCGAUCUUGAGUCUGUGAACGAUGAUAACAUCACGACAAUGGAAGAAUGGCUGCGUAACAACAAGGAGCCAGAGGACAUGGUGAAGGACUACAUGAAACAAACAGCAACAAAAAGACAUGACUGGAUCAAGAGAAGUGACUGUUGUGUGAAGAACAUUCUUACCACAUAUCCCAGACUUCUCGAUGCUGGAAUGAUUGAAGGAGAUUUUGCAGAAUUGUUCCCAGAGAAAGCAAACGCACUGUACCAGAAGUGGCCCACAUUCUGUAACAAAGUAGUGGACUUCACCGAGAAAACUGGCAACUGGAGAAGUGCAAGAGCCGAAUUCGAAAACAUUCAUGACCCUGGGAAACUCAGUCUUGAGGAAAAGAGCAAUCUUGGAUUCUACAUGCUCCCAGUCUUGUUCCGAGGAAGGAAAGAUUCCAAGAGAGGAACGUACACCACUGCAGAAACAUUGUCGUCCUUCAUUGACGUUCAACCAGAGGUUCUCGACAUCCAGACUUAUGUUGAUAACAUUGAUGAAGCAGUCAGGUCACAGCCAUUUGUUGUUGUGCGUGGGAACAUUCUCACACCAAUACAGGCGUACGUCGUAGUAGAGAGGAGGAUACUUCCUGCCGCAACACUGCUUAAAGCAGUCGACUUGUGCUUUAAGGCACUUUAUGUGAUGGAUAUCGAAUAUCAGCCGCAAAGCUGUUCUGUUUGGAAAUUUCUCCAGAUUGUGGUGUUCCAGUUUACCGAUGGGGAGCAUCUUACACCAAAGCUGCGGGAGGUCCGAGCCUUCAUGAACAUGCCAUAAGCCAUCAUGAUGUGUUCACGCCAAGGAUGAUUACUGGUGAUAUAUUUCCUACAGAUGAAACUGACACAUCAUCGUUUAGCACAUUUUGGCUACUUGAACCAGUUUAUUUUGGGAGAAAAAAAACUGGAAAAAAGUAUUAUUUUGGACAAAAUAACCUUAAAGACAAACUGUUAUGAGUUGGAUUCAGCACAUUAUUUUACAUAAUUUAGACAUGUUUGUGUAAGACUGAAGAUUUGAGGGUGGGGUGAGGAUCGCUGAAUAAUAUUAAAAAAAAGAGUGAAUUUAUACACAGCAGAAGUCUUUGUGUACAUUUUAAAAAUGAUAAAGGCCUAAUUGUUUUAUCCCAAUCAUUGCUUAACAUCCCCACCUUGAAAGUUUAAGAAAACAAAUGAAUAUAUGCCAAGUAUAAAUACAAAACAUAUUAUUGGCUAUAAAUCUUUUGCACUGGCGUAUACAAAUGCUUAUCGUGUUUGGUCUUAAUCCCAAGAGUACUGUUUCAUAACUCGUACAUCAAAAUGAUAUAUUUCUUCAUAAAACAUGAGCUAUGAUAUUUUCUGCGUUUAAAAAAGCAAGUGGGGUAUAUGAUUGUAAAUUACAUAUACCAUUAAUUUUCAUGUAAUGUGUAUCGUCCAUUGACCCUACGCUGAACUCUCUGCUGAAUGGACUGCAUGCAUUAAUUUACAUCGCGCAAAGCAGAAGUAGAGAAGUCAACAUUUUUAUCUACAUUUUGCAAAAUUGUAUUGAUAUUAUUGAUAAUAUCAAUAAAAUCAAUCAAACUGAGUAUAGCAGGUAGGGUCAAUUGAUUUUUGUUGUCUUUAAUCUAAUCAAAAAGUUAUAGUAGGCAGUGUGUAUCCUUGUUAUUUGAUCAGUACCUGUUCACCAUCACAGAUAGCCAAACUUUCAUGUGGUACUUCUGCACAUGUCAAAUAAUCUAGAGGGAUUUGAAUUUAUUUCCUCUUUUUUUUUACUUCAAAAAAAUGUGUUCAUGUGUAACACUCUAAGGCAGAGUAUUGGUGUGUCAGGAUAAAUGAACACUAUGCCACACCCACAAAAUAUAUAUGAUGCACAUAUUCAUGUAUGAAAUCAGAGUACAUGGAAUACAUACAGUGUACAUCAAAGUUGUCAUGCUGCACCAAACAGGGGCUAUAUUUGCAUUUACUUUUUUUAAAAGGUUGUAUUUUUUUCACCAAAAAUUGUAAUGUUGUAGUUGAUGUUAACAAGUUUUGUUUUUACGUUUCUGAUGAAAACAACAACAUGUGUUUACUGUGUAUGUUAUUUGUGUUUCAGUUAAGCAAUUAUUACCCUUUAGAUGAGAAAAAGAGUUGAGCCAAUAGAUGUUAUGGAAAAAAUGUUGAGCAAUGAUUAUCCAACAGACGAAUUAAAGAGUUGGGCAAAUGGA
Strongylocentrotus purpuratus (purple sea urchin) is the source of this 9536-nucleotide messenger RNA. RefSeq lists its product as uncharacterized. Bases 7301 to 8137 code for a protein of 278 amino acids. The record is from RefSeq and is a predicted model, not a curated record. The transcript is spliced from 5 exons. NCBI's taxonomy places the organism in Eukaryota, Metazoa, Echinodermata, Echinoidea, Camarodonta, Strongylocentrotidae.